AAAGUCGACAGAAGUGUCAAAUUUUCAAGGUUUCUACAUAAAUUUUCACACUUCCUAUUAAUGAAUAUUAAAUAAAUAAAAUUCAAAGCAGAUAUCAUUUAAAAUAAGAGUAAUCUUGUACUCCAGUGACAAUAUUCGGGAGUGCGUGUUCAGACAUAACGGACUGUGAAUAUUGUGAGGAUCGGAGAAGAUUCUACGAGAAACAUAAAAGUUAUUACAACUCUCCGAGCAUCACCAGCCACAGCUACUACAGCGCCAUGUCCCGGGCGGAGGCCGAGCCGCUGCUGCAGGGCGCCGCCACCCCCACCUACAGGGCCAUCAGCACAGAGAGCAUCGACUCCUUGGGCCCAGCAGAAAUAUCGGCACGAGACAUCCUCUCCACAUUUAACAAACAAUUCGAGAAGUCGAUAAAACCAGAAAGGAAUAAACAGAGUUCUCUAGUCACUAUUUUUUCAGUAUGGAACACGAUAAUGGGCUCGUCCCUGCUGACGAUGGCGUGGGGUGUGGAGCGCGCGGGGCUGCCGGCCGCGCUGGCGCUGGUCGCGUUCAUGGCCGCGCUCUGUCUCUACACCGCUUAUGUCCUGCUCACCGUCAACAAGCAUCAUGGCAGCGACAGCUGCGAGGUGCCGGCGCUGUGCCGCGCGCUGCUGGGGCGCGGCGCGGAGGCGCUGGCGCACGUGUUCUCGCUGCUCGUGCUGCUCGGCGCCAACGUCGUCUACUGGAUACUCAUCACCAACUUCCUGUACUUCACCGUCAACUAUCUCGUGGAUCUCAACACAUCAAACACGACGGUAUACAACACGAGCCUGCUGUGCCCUCACAACGUGAACCAGUCCCUCAUGAUAGCUGAACCCGAAGCCGACUCCGUGUACUGGGGGCUCCACACCACAGUACCACUCUACGUGGCGCUCAUCGUCUUCCCACUACUCAACUUUAGAGAUGUGUCCUUCUUUACCAAGUUCAACUCUUUAGGCACGCUAUCAGUAGUGUACCUGCUCGUGUUCGUGAUAGUGAAGGGCUACACGUGGGGCAUCAACAUCGGGACCAUCUUCACAGAGACACACCCCAUCAAGAACGCGGCGGUACUCAGCGGGAUGCUGGCCCUGUCCUUCUAUAUACACAACAUUAUUAUCACUAUCAUGAGUAAUAAUGCUAGGCAGGAUAAGAAUGGUAGAGACCUUACGAUAGCAUUCAUACUAGUCACAGUAACAUACACGCUAGUCGGAGCUGUCUUCUACAUCUGUUUUCCUCUCGCCAAGUCCUGUAUUGAAGAUAACUUAUUGAACAACUUCGAAAUGCAUGACGUCAUGACUGCGGUUGCUAGAAUAUUACUUCUGUUUCAAGUGGUCACGGUGUACCCGCUGGUGGCCUUCAUGCUCCGCUCGGAGGCGAUCCUGCUGCUGCCGCUGAAGCAGUCCCGCUGCCUCACCGUCCUCAUCAACGUGGCCAUCAUGAGCAUGUGCGUGCUGGUCGCCUGCUUCUGUCCGAGCAUAGGGACCAUCAUCAGAUACACGGGUGCAGUAAGCGGGCUAGUCCACAUCUUCGCGUUACCCUCAUUCCUACAGAUCCGGUCGCUACAGCUACGCGGUAAGCUGACCUGGUGGAAGACCCUCUUCUAUGCUGCUAUCGUACUCUUCGGAGCUGGAAACUUGCUCAUGCAGUUCUUUAUUAAUGAAUAACUUGGGUUUCGGUUGAAAACAAAGGUCAGGAUAUCUGAAAAUUAAUCUGGAGGUAAUGAAUAUCGUGGUCACGUGAUGUCAAGUAAAAAAUCCUGCGGGUUUUAUCACAGAUUUUUUCUUGUAAACGUUUUAAAACUUAAUAUCUUAUGAUAUCAGGGCCUCAGGGCUCAGGGCCCUAAUUCUGCCGUUUAAAAUUGCCAAUGAAUGAAAAUUGGGUUGAAAUUACACUGUUCGUAUCCUCUUAAGCAUUUUUCCAUCACAAUAAUUGGAAAUUCAGCGCAGGGCAGAACACUCACGGUCAAAACAAUAAAAUUCUAACAACAAUUGCAAAAUGCUCAGGGGAAUACUAAAAGCGUCAAAUUUAAUCCAGUUACCAUUAGUCGGGCACUAUAUCAUUUUAAUGUUUGCAUCGACUUUGUUAAACAUUUGUUGUUUUUACCAAAACUAAAAGCAUAUCUUGUAAGAUGUAAAGUCAAAUAAUAAGACAAUUAGAAAGUCUUACAUACUGGCUUCUUUUUAAUUAUUUUGCCACAAAUAAUGUAUACGGAUUUAGUUAUUAGAUGUUUCCAAACAUUAGUAAGCUUAACUUUACUGGCGUGUGGUAGAAAUAUAUCCAGUAAAAGUGCGUUGCCGUAAUGUUUGGAAAAGCCUUUAUUUUAGUUAUUUUAAUUUAAGUUAAAUAUGCUGAAUGCCAUUCCGCUUGAUAAUCCAGUUUAAAUAAUAAUAGCGUAUAUUGUAUUACUAUAUAAAAUGUGUAAAAACAACCAAGUAUGUGAAGUACCUAAAAACUAUUCUUAUGAUUUAUUUUCUUAAUAACUUUCUACAGAUUCUUAACCAUAAGUUUCAAACUAGCUUUCCUGUAAAUAAAUCUAUUAAAUAGGUACUUAUCACCAAAGUCUAUCUAGUCAUAGUCUAUUUAUAAGUCAAAUUAGGUUAUAAUUAUUUAAAACACAUGUGUGUAUACA
Messenger RNA from Trichoplusia ni (cabbage looper), 2644 nucleotides. RefSeq names its product sodium-coupled neutral amino acid transporter 9 homolog. The transcript has 12 exons. Gene Ontology annotation, molecular function: amino acid transmembrane transporter activity. Bases 258 to 1679 code for a protein of 473 amino acids. Lineage: Eukaryota; Metazoa; Arthropoda; Insecta; Lepidoptera; Noctuidae. Gene Ontology annotation, biological process: amino acid transmembrane transport. The record is from RefSeq and is a predicted model, not a curated record.